GACGAGACAGAGACGAUGCUCAAGUCCCUUCUCUACGGCACGCGCUGUCCUCUGCACAUCCACUUCAUCAUCGCGGGCGAGCCCGAGCACUCCGCGCUGCGCUCCCUCAUGGUCACGCUGCGCGCCACCGAGCUCAUCCCCAACCCCUCGCCCUACAUCUACCCCACGCGCAAGAACGCCCGUAUCGGCCACCCCACUGCCAAAGACCUGGCAGCACGAGGGUACAGCAACGGGGUGGCGAGCAGGCAGAGAGCGGCGGUGCUGUUCAGCAUGCACUACCUGCCCACGGAGUAUGUGGUGGAGCGCGCCAAGGCGCUGCACCUCUGGCCGCUCGCCCACCAUGCAGGCGUGCCCGGCAUGAGCAAGUUCUUCAUGGCUGAGAUCCUCUGGCAGGUGCAGCGAGCCAUCUACCUGGACGUGGACAUGAUAGUGGGCGGGGACAUACAGGACCUGUGGGACUUCUUCCUGUCCAUGGCGCACGACCCCGACCUGCUCUUCUUCAUCAGCAACAACCACCCCGAGGGCGCCAAUGCACGCCGCCUGCUGCGCCCCUACUGCUCCUGCCAGAUGGUGCUGGACCUGCAGCGCAUGCGCGAGGCCAAUCUCACGCAGCUAUUCGUGGACACACUAGGCCCGCACAAGCCCAAGGAGCUAGCGGACUACGUGGAGGACGGGGACCAGUUCCUCUUCAUGUGGACGUGCAAGCAGAUGCCCACGCGCUGCCGCGUGCUGCCGCGCCUCUGGAACGUCUCUGGCUGCACCAAGCCACUGCCCUUCCUGGGGUUAACUUCGAGAGGACGGGAGGCGAAUGGGAGCUGCUGGCGCAUUGUGCAUUUUAACUGCAUGGGGCACAUGCGGGGAGGGCAGGGGAGCUAUGUUGUGCCUCCGGAGUGGGAGGAGGCGGCUUCGUGGACCCGGAGUUUGAGAUUGGAGAAAUUGAGACGGCCGCCAGUAGCGUGA
This is a messenger RNA of Closterium sp. Naga37s-1, 960 nucleotides long. The record is from the annotation of a GenBank genome assembly. NCBI's taxonomy places the organism in Eukaryota, Viridiplantae, Streptophyta, Zygnematophyceae, Desmidiales, Closteriaceae.